Messenger RNA from Serendipita indica DSM 11827, 2679 nucleotides. Lineage: Eukaryota; Fungi; Basidiomycota; Agaricomycetes; Sebacinales; Serendipitaceae. The record is from the annotation of a GenBank genome assembly.
AUGCGCCAGAAGGCUGAUGGCCUUGCCCAAACUCUUUCUCGGUAUCGCAAGACAACCCCUCGGCGUCCGAUUAUCUUUAUUGCCCACGAUCUGGGAGGUAUUAUCCUCAAAUGGGCCCUCGUUCUUUGUCAUAAUCAGAGCCUUCAAUCAAAAUGCAAUCUCCGCGAUAUUCUGUGUUCAACUCAUGCAAUUCUCUUCUUUGGAACCCCACAUUCUGGCGUCGAAGACGUCACCCUCCUCGAGGAAAUCAACCGGUUGGCUUCCCUGAACAUGCAAACAACGAACAUUAUCCUCAAAGAUCUUCGAUCCCACUCAUCAGAGCUCGAAAACCUGCAGAAGCUUUACCUCGCCGCAAGCGAGAAGAUCACCAGCAUAUUCUUCUGCGCAGAAUAUCAGACAUCACCCAGCGUUAAGCGACAGAGACUGCUUGUGCCUCAGCAUUCUGCGACCAUCGAUGGCGACCGUAAUGGAAUGCCGAUUCACCUCCAUGCUGACCAUCAGAACAUGAUUCGAUUUCCCUCCGCCGAAAAUGAGAACUACAAGGCAGUUCUUUACUACCUCGAAGCUUUUAUGAAAGAGGCGUGUUCUACUGUGCAGGAAAAGUGGGUAAUAGAAGACCGGCACCGUGAUGCCCCCAAAGGAGACUCUUCCUCAUCCGAGGUCAUCUUACCAAAGCGUCGUCCACCAGUGUCCAGGAACUACAUCAAGCGGGCAGAAAUCCAAGAUCUGAUUACGCAGAAGCUUUUACCAGGGCCUUCUUUUCGACUUCAGCCGCGUUGUAUUCUUCAUGGAAUGGGAGGCGCGGGUAAGACCCAGCUGGCGACAAAGUGGAUCGAGGAGCACAAGAAAAGUUUUACGCGGAUUAUAGUUGUCGAUGCUUCCAGUCAAGCAGAGCUAGAAGCAGAUCUCCAACGAUCGAUUCGCUCUGUCGGUCCUGAAUACGCCAAAAUGACGUGGGAAGACUCAGUCGCCUACCUUGACCGUAAAGAGAAAGGCUGGCUACUCUUCUUUGACAACGCCGACUUGCUCGACCUCAAUCUUUACCCUUACCUCCCUAACUCAUCUCAUGGUACCAUUUUGAUCACGACUAGAAAUCGUGAAUGCACCGUGCAUGCCCCAGACGGAGCGAUCCUCGUGAGCAGCCUCAAGGAGCACGAGGCAGUGGAACUCCUUCAUCAAGUCGCCGGAAUGUCUCCAGUAUCCAAUAAGCAAUCUAUCGACAUCGUCACCGAGCUAGGCAUGCUCGCGUUGGCAGUCGCACAGGCAGGAGCAUAUAUUCGCAAGACUCGGCGUUUAGAUACAUAUCUCGGUACAUUUAGAGAGCACCGAGAUAGUUUGAUGCGUGAUCAGCCGGUUCAAACGGCCGAUUAUGAGUCCUCCAUAUAUGCUGCCUUCGACCUAUCAUUCCAUCAGCUAUCAUCAAAGGCGCAAGAUUUCAUCAAACUAUGUUCCUUUCUUCAUCAUUCUCUCAUCCCUGCUGCCCUGUUUGAGUACUCGAGCAGGUCAAAAUUCACUGCGGCUAUUGUUCUGGAUUGUUUCCCCCCGCCAGAGAGCGACAGCGUUCUAAUAUCUGGCCUUGAGAAGAUCCUAGGAGAAAUAUGGGACGGAUUCGCGUUCCAAAAGUCGAUUGAUUCCGCCUCUCAGGCGUCGUUCAUUCAAGUUUCUAGUGACGGUAUUUGCUACACAUUGCACCCACUUCUUCAGACAUAUAUCAAGGAUUCCCUCGACGAGAAAGAGCACGAUCACUAUGCUCGCAUGACGGCACAACUCCUACUUGGCGCGAUUCAGUCCACAGAGGGUGAUACUGAGUUGCUUUGGCAACUGUAUCCUCAUAUCAGAGGUAUUCCUACGCAUAUUCAAUCCGAAAACAUCGCCCACGCGCUAGCAUUUCAUGCCUUCUAUAAUUUCAUGAAUGAUUGGGAGCCAUGCCGAGAACUUUUAGAAUCUGCGCUCUCCCAAGUUCAAAGCUCUCAAAAUCAAAUAGAAAGGAUACAACUUAUUGACCGACUGGCAAAUAUAGAAUUCAAGUGCGGUCAGCUGGCUGAUGCAGAAAAGAGGCAGAGGGAAGUCUUAAGCUUCUACUGUAAGGUUCAUGGACCAUGCCAUGUGGACACCAUUUCUGCAUUAUCCAGCCUCGCCACUACUCUGCAUCAGCAAAAUCGUUUGGACGAGGCAGAGCAAAUGGACCGGCAAGUACUGGAUCUGCGUCCUAAGAUCCUCGGACAAUGCCAUCCGGAGACUAUGUCAGCAAUGUCAAACCUCGCCAUAAUUCUGUGCGAGCGUGGCAAUUUAGAGGAGGCGGAAAAGAUGCAUCGGCAAGUCCUGAACCUGCGUCUUGAGACCCUCGAACAAUGCGAUCUGUGCACCGUCGCAGCAAUGUCAAACCUCGCCACUACUCUGCGCGAGCGUGGCAAUUUGGAGGAGGCAGAAAAGAUGCAUCGGAAAGUCCUGGAGCUGCGCCUUGAGAUCCUCGGACAACGCCAUCCGGGGACCAUCUCAGCAAUGUCAGACCUCGCCACUACUCUGUUUAAACGCGGUCAUUUGGAGGAGGCGGAAAAGAUGGAUCGGCAAGUACUAGGCCUGCGUCUUGAGAUCCUCGGACAACGCAAUAUGAGCACCGUCUCAGCAAUGUCUGUUGAUACUAGGACGCGUGAGGUGAGAGGCAAGACCAGUUUAUAG